This is a messenger RNA of Rhagoletis zephyria (snowberry fruit fly), 274 nucleotides long. RefSeq names its product MIP18 family protein CG30152. Lineage: Eukaryota; Metazoa; Arthropoda; Insecta; Diptera; Tephritidae. The record is from RefSeq and is a predicted model, not a curated record.
GUACGCAUCGAGUUCAAUCCCACUGUUCCACACUGCUCUUUGGCCACGCUUAUCGGUUUAUGUAUUCGCGUUAAAGUAGAGCGCAGCUUACCGCAUAAUAUUAAAUUGGACAUUUACAUUAAGAAAGGCGCACACACAACGGAGGACGAAAUAAAUAAGCAAAUAAACGACAAGGAACGCAUUGCCGCCGCUAUGGAGAAUCCAAAUUUGCGCGAAUUGGUUGAGAAUUGUAUUAAGGAAGAAGAAUGAACUUUACCAGACUCAAUAUAUUCAU